Molecule: messenger RNA, 1349 nt
Organism: Sorghum bicolor (sorghum)
Lineage: Eukaryota; Viridiplantae; Streptophyta; Magnoliopsida; Poales; Poaceae
Product: expansin-A16
Exons: 3
Coding region: 413-1198 (261 amino acids)
Biological process (GO): plant-type cell wall organization
Cellular component (GO): extracellular region
Source: RefSeq, a predicted model, not a curated record
CCCCGUCUUCUCCCUCCCGGGCCAGGCCAGCCAUGUCCUCAAAAGGGCAGCCCCCGCGGCGGCUGCUGCCUGCAAAUCCCAAUAAAGCCACUGCAGAAAGGAAGCGGGCAAAAGCCGCCUCGCCUUCCCUUCUACUCCUACACAACCCGCCGGUCCUCCCUCUGCCCCGCUCUGUCACCUUUGACUCCCCCCAUCCCGGUCUCCUCCUCUCCAUUCCGCUCCCAUCACCACCACCGGCCAAGCAAACACACUGCACAUUUCAGUUCAGACAGUCCAAGAACAGCGCCACCAAAGAAACGAAAGGCCGCUGUUCUUGCUGCUGCCGUUCUUGCUCGGGUAGGAUAGGAGAGCUCCCUGCCGCUGGUUGAUCAACAGAGGCGCGGCUGCGACUGCGAGCAGACGGGCGGGCGGCAUGGUGAGCUCGCUGCCUCUGUUCUUGCUGCUGCUGCUAUCUGCAGCCAGCUUCGGCGACGGCGUGAGGCUCGGCAAUGGCGGCUACGAGGACUGGAGGCUCGGCACCGCCACCUACGUCAAGGAGUCCCAGUCGCACCCUCUCAACGACGGUGGUGGCGCCUGCGGUUACGGCGACCUGGACAUCUUCAGGUACGGCCGGUACACGGCGGGGCUGAGCGCGGCGCUGUUCGGCCGCGGCAGCGCCUGCGGCGGCUGCUACGAGCUCCGGUGCGUCAACCACAUCCAGUGGUGCCUCCGGGGCAGCCCCACGGUGGUGGUGACGGCCACGGACUUCUGCCCCGCCAACAUGGGCGUCGCCGACGAGGUGGCCGGCGGCUGGUGCAACUUCCCGCGGGAGCACCUCGAGCUGUCGGAGGCCGCCUUCCUCCGCGUCGCCAAGGCCAAGGCCGACAUCGUGCCCGUGCAGUUCCGGAGGGUGAGCUGCGACAGGGCGGGCGGCAUGCGGUUCACCAUCACCGGCAGUGCUCACUUCCUGCAGGUGCUGAUCACCAACGUGGCGGCGGACGGCGAGGUGACGGCCGUGAAGGUGAAAGGGUCGAGGACGGGGUGGAUCCCGAUGGGACGGAACUGGGGCCAGAACUGGCAGUGCGACGCCGACCUCCGCGGCCAGCCACUGUCGUUCGAGGUCACCGGCGGGAGGGGCAGGACGGUCACCGCCUACAGUGUCGCGCCAGCGGACUGGAUGUUCGCGCAGACGUUUGAGGGAAAGCAGUUCGCCGAGUAGACGUCGAAAAACCAGUCUCCGGUCGACGGUGGUGAAUGUAAAGUAGAAUUAUAAGAAUUAUACAGGUGGGUAAUUCUUGCUGGGUUCAGGUCGCGAGUCGUUAUUAUAAGAAUUAUAAGAAAGUGACAGUCCAAAUACGUGCAUUAUGGCA